AUGGCCCUGCCCUUUGUCAUGCUGCUGCCGCUGCUCAUUGUGGUGGCUGCAGGAGUUUACUACAUCUACAACGAGGUCAUGCAGUUCAUGUCCAAGUCCUUAGUGCAAAACAAAGUGGUUGUGAUCACGGACGCUGUGUCAGGAGCGGGAAGUGAGUGCGCCCGUCUCUUCCACAAGGGAGGUGCCAGACUGAUCCUGUGCGGGCCAAGCUGGGAUAAGCUGGAGUCCCUCUACGACUCUCUGACUAAUGAUGCCGACCCGAAGGAGACAUUUGCCCCAAAGCUGGUGAUUCUGGACUUCAGUGAUAUGGACAGCAUGGAGGACGUUGUGUCUGAGGUGGUGGACUGUUACAGCUGUGUGGACGUGCUGAUCUGUAACAGCAGCGUGAAACUCAGAGCUGCUGUUCAGACGGUCUCUCUGGAACUGGAAAGAGACGUCAUGGAUAUCAACUACUUUGGACCGAGCACUCUGGUCAAAGGUGUACUUCCGAUGAUGAUCUCAAGAAGAUCGGGGCACAUUGUGCUGGUCAACAGCAUCCAGGGCAGACUGGCCGUCCCCUUCAGGAGCUCAUAUGCAGCGUCGAAGCACGCAACUCAGGCCUUCUUUGAGUCCCUGAGGGCAGAGGUGGAGGAGUAUGGGAUUGUCAUCAGCACCAUCAGUCACACCUUCAUAAACGCCUCCCCGCUGCCGCCACCGCCGCCGGCCUCUGAGGAGUCCGGCCUCAAACCUAAACCCAAACCAAACAGCUUGGCUGCCUUUAUUGCUGGCCAGCUGACUCAUGGCGUGCGUCCUGCUGUUCUGGCCAAUGAGAUCAUGCAGACAGUGAACAGGAAGAAGAAGGAGGUGAUGCUGGUCCACCCCAUCCCCAGAGUGGCCCUCUACCUCCGCUCCCUGCUUCCCUCCUUCCUCUUUGCAGUGCUGGCGGCUGGAACCAAGGAUGCAGUUUUUGUUGAGCAGAUGCAGUAGGAGAAAUGAUGAAACCAAAGAAAUGCAAAUAUAUUACAAGGCCAAAUAAUAAGAAUAAUCAUUUCAUAUUUGCUACUACAUGAAGAGAAAGAAUAAGUUCUACUUAAAAGAGAGGCCAUUAGAAAGUAGUGGAGAUUAAUAGGAAAGGCUCGAAAAGUUUGACAUGUAUUGAACAUGAUGAUGAGACGUAAAUGCAAAAUGCAAGAAUAAAAAAAUGUGCAUUCUGUAGUAGAAUUAAAGUUCAUUGUGCUGCGACCUGUUUUACAUUCAUUCUGAAAGCUGGAAUAUGCAGAUUUAUAAAUGCAAUGUUAGUUUUAAAAUUACCACCAGCAUUGCAUAUCUAUAUAUAAAGAGCAGAAAUUUGGAGAUAUUUAGAGAUUUGAGAUGCUGUGGAGAAAAUCAUCAUAGCAAAGGAAAUGUCGUUCGACAUAUGACCUCUAGGUGGCAGUAACAUAUAGUUGUUCAUGCUGCAGAUCCUCUUUCAGUCAGUUCAUGUGGGGUAAAGUAUUUAUUUGUGUGAUCUUGAGAAAACAGUCUGAUCAGUUUGAUUGUUUUAUGAUAUUUUGUGUUACAAAGCUGCACAGUAACAAUGAACAGAUUUUCUCUUUUCUUUGGAAUUUGAUGUUGAAAUAAACAUUUCUAUGA
Thalassophryne amazonica is the source of this 1611-nucleotide messenger RNA. It is a transcript of the gene dhrs7cb, whose product is annotated as dehydrogenase/reductase (SDR family) member 7Cb. The transcript is spliced from 6 exons. Lineage: Eukaryota; Metazoa; Chordata; Actinopteri; Batrachoidiformes; Batrachoididae. Gene Ontology annotation, molecular function: all-trans-retinol dehydrogenase (NAD+) activity. Gene Ontology annotation, cellular component: sarcoplasmic reticulum membrane. The record is from RefSeq and is a predicted model, not a curated record. The coding region runs from base 1 to 966 and encodes 321 amino acids. Gene Ontology annotation, biological process: regulation of release of sequestered calcium ion into cytosol by sarcoplasmic reticulum.